AUGACAUGGAAUAACGCUGGAAUGCAGUCACUCAUCCCAGUCACGAACAAAGUUCAGGAUGUCUUGAACAAAGCUGGCUCUUCCGAGUCAUUCGAACUCCCGAGAAUCGCAGUUGUUGGUGGGCAAAGCUCGGGAAAGUCUUCGGUGUUGGAGAGUUUAGUUGGAAGAGAUUUCCUUCCUCGAGGCAAUGGAAUCGUCACUCGAGUUCCACUGAUCUUAAAACUCAUCCAAGAUCAAACUGAAUUUGCCCGUUUCCAACACAAAGAAAACAAGACUUUUACCGAUUUCGAUCAAGUGAGAAAAGAGAUUGAAGAUGAAACGAUGAGAAUCACGAAUGGAUCAAGGAACAUCUCUCCCAUUCCGAUCACCCUUGAAGUUCAUUCGCCACAUGUGCUCAAUUUGACUCUCAUCGAUUUGCCGGGGAUUAUCAAGAUUCCAAUCGAAGGCCAAUCCGAAGACAUUGAAGAGCAGAUCCGAGACAUGAUCUUGACUUACAUCAAAGAUGAUUCUUGUCUCAUCUUGGCUGUCACCCCAGCAAAUCAGGAUUUAGCGAACUCGGAUGCGCUAAAAAUCGCUAAAGAAGUUGAUCCAGAGGGCAAUCGAACAAUUGGAGUGUUGACGAAGAUCGAUUUGAUGGAUAAAGGGACAGAUGCAAGGGAUAUUCUGGAGAAUCGAGGAGCCUGUCCAUUGAAGAGAGGCUACAUUGGCGUCGUGAAUCGAUCUCAAAAGGAUAUCAAUGAGAAAAAGAACAUCAAGUAUUGCUUGGACCAAGAGAAAAAAUUCUUCGCACAACAUCCAGCUUAUCGACACCUCACAAACAAACAUGGCACUCCUUACCUUCAGCAAGCGUUGAAUCAACAAUUGAUGGAACAUAUUCGUGACAGCUUGCCUAAAUUCCGAAAAUCAUUGCUUCAACGGUUCGCUGAUGUGGAGCCUGAAGCGUUAAAGUAUUUGAGUCAACAAUUUGAUGACAGAGGAGAGUCAAAGAUGUUGACAACAAGAAAUAAAAUCGUUCAACAGUUCAUCCACGACGUCGAAGCAGCCAUUGAUGGAUCUUGCUCGCAAAUCGUUUCCACGAAGAAAUUGACCCGUGGAGCCUACAUCAAUCGAAUUUUCCAUAAAAAAAUCCCGGCCCAAAUUGAUUUGGCUAACUUUUUGACACCGGAAAUGAAACGGAAAAUUCAAAUCACUAUUGAGAAUGUGCACGGAGUACAUGUUGGGCAUUUCAUCCCCGAUAAGGCUUUCCGGAUCAUCACCAAGGAACUCAUCGAGUCGCUUCGUUUUGCCGCACAGAACUGUGUGAAACUCGUUGCCAGUGAGGUUUCGACAACGAUCAAGGAAGCUGCAGCAUCGAUCAAAACCUACCCACGUCUCCGCAACGAGAUCGAGAAAAUUGCAAGCACUGAGCUUUUGGAAAAGGAAAAAUACGCAAAGAGUCAAAUCAGUUUCAUGUUUGAUUGUGAACUCUCGUAUAUGAACACAAAUCAUGUGGAUUUCAAUGCACAUGAUGGGCAAAAUGGAAGAGAUGGUUUGAUGGUGAGACCAAAACCAACUCAAGACCAAAACCACCUUUUGAGAGAUGCGAUUGAGCACGAUGAACUUUACGAUCCCGAGUAUCCCGAAACCGAGAGGGUCGAUCCUCUAGAGACCGAAGAGCUCGAGGUGAAUGCUGAUUCUCUUGAGGCCAAGAGAGUGCUCGGAUUAGUGAAUGGUUAUCUACCGAUUGUUACCAAAACAAUCAGGGAUCUUAUUUUAAAAUGUAUCAUGUUGGUGGUGAUUGAUCAGUUGAUCGGUUUCCUCAAAGCCGAACUCUUGGUUCGUUUGGAUCGAGAAGAUAAAAGCGUUUUAAUGGAGGAAUCGGAAUUGGAGGUGGAACUUCGAGAGAAAACUCUUCGCGAGUAUGAAGCGAUCACAGAAGCUCUUGAGACAAUUAACAAAACCAAUAUGGUGAAGCUUGAUAUGUCAGCGAAAUCGGCCUUCCAAACUUUUGAAGCACCCGAAACGAGCAGAACUGACCGCGAGAGUUACAGGGAAACCGAGGAAAUCUUUGAU
Molecule: messenger RNA, 2052 nt
Organism: Mesorhabditis belari
Lineage: Eukaryota; Metazoa; Nematoda; Chromadorea; Rhabditida; Rhabditidae
Source: the annotation of a GenBank genome assembly